UUUUGGAUCAGAGUUCAAGACAAAGCAAAUGACAGAAUGCAAAAUGUGCGCAGUACUAAAUUAGAAACGCAUGUUUUCAACAACCUUAAUGAUCAAGAGGUUGCUUGGAACACAAAACGGCGAACACAGUGCGUCCCCAGAUCGAGCUUGGGAACCAGUGCUGUACACUAUUCUUCUCGAGUAUAUCAAGCUCCCUUUUCUAGCGGCACGGUAUCGACCGUCACAGGACAAAACUGUUCGGGAGAAUUCAGCAGUGGCGCGUGUUUCCGCCUCAGGUCAGCUGACUGGAACAUGCGGAAGAGGGAAUUGGAAACGUUAAGCUGCAGCUAAGAGAAGACACAGUGAUACAUUUUAUACACAAACAUACAGAUCUGACACUUAUUUUAAACAAGAGCGCUUGAGAUCAUUCUGUUUACAAAUUCACCUCACAAAACGUCCUGCGUAGCCACCACAUAGAGAUGGCAGUUCACGAGUCAAUGGUCGUGAUGAAUGGAACACAAAUUUCGUACAUCGGACAUGAUUGUGAAGACAUCCCAGAAUUCCUUGGAGAAAGAUAUGGAAGACAUGCAAGGCGUCUAGAUCUUAGCUUCAAUCUACUGAGGUCACUGGCAGGACUCAAAGCCUUCAGCGAGCUGGAAGAGCUGAUUGUGGACAACAACCUCCUCGGAAAUGACCUCCGGUUGCCCAGGUUACCUCACCUCCAUACGCUGACACUCAAUAAGAACCAACUGACUGAUAUCGAGUCGCUACUGGAGCACUUAGCAGCGGCGACACCGUCCCUGGAGUACCUCAGUCUCCUAGGCAACGAGGCCUGCCCCAACCAGCUGGUCAGCCUGGACAAGGACGAGGACGACUACCAGCGCUACAGGUACUUUGUGCUGCACAAGCUGAGGGGCCUGAAGUUCCUGGACACGCGGAAAGUGACGGAGCGGGAGAGGAUGGAGGCGGAGACGCGCGGCGCGUUCAUGAAGGUGGUGAAGCCUAAAUCAGAGGAGGACCCCGGCCCCAGGUCCGACUCGGCUGCCAUGCCCUACACCCCGUUACCACGCGGAUCCAAAGAUGCUAAAAAUCAUAAAGGGGUUUUUGCCAAAUGCCGAUAUGUGUACUAUGGGAAACACUCGGAGGGAAACAGAUUCAUUCGCAAUGACCAGCUCUGACACCCGACCAGAUACCACCUGACCACGUGCACGCCUGCGCACAUCUGCGCACACCUGCUCACACCUGCGCACAUGCCCCUGGCGCCCAGCUGAAUGCAGUGUUCUGGUGCUGUCUCUGGGAUUGUGCCCUGCUUCCUGAAUUCAGCCUCGUUCCUGUAAGCCCCAAGCUUCUCUCUGAAGUGCUGCACGUUUCAAAGAAAUACAUUCCAUGAAAGGUCUGUUUCUCAGGUUUGGAAAUCAGUUAUGUGUAUAAAAAUGACAAUGAUGACUUUUAGAAACAGAAUGAGAUGCCACUUUAUGAGAAAUGUAACAAAUGCAAAAGAACAAUUGAAUGAUCCUGCUUUUGAUAUUCUGAUCAUUUUUUUAAUUGAAGUACAAAACUGUUCAAACUGCCUUCAUAAGGAGUGAAAGAUUAUUGUUAAUGUGACUGGAAUUUUGUCCACUCGUUAAAUGCUGUACCUGUCCUGAUAUUUGGUUUCUCAACAGAAAAGUAACUAAUAGUUGUAAUAGUAAUGUUUUUAACUCCUGUUCUUUAUUUUAACAAUGUUUGGCUUAACUGUAUCUGCGCAUUCUUCCAGUCUUAAAAAAUAAAAAAUGUUUGCAAUGUUAGAAACUGGUUUAAUGCAAUUACUGCUGUAAUUUUUGUUAUCUUUGAUUAUGUAAAAAUGUGUUUGUUUAAUUUCUUUAAUUGUUGUAUUUUUUAAUUACCAUGUCAUUUACCCGCAGAGUUGUUUUUUUUACAGAUGUAUAGUUGCAUAGAGUGAUCCGGUCCUUAAUUCUGUAUCUGAUGCUCUGGGACUCAGAGUCAGAGGCCCUGCCUUCAAGCAGAGAGACAGUUAGUGAAACUGCAGGUUUUCCAGUUAUUACUGAUUAAUCACGUCAGUUUCUAGGCUGUAAGCUGUCUUUCAUGUAUUAUUGUAAUGAUUUAACUGUUUAAAUGAAUUAAUAAAAUGUUCUUUGCUACCAA
Messenger RNA from Anguilla anguilla (European eel), 2124 nucleotides. RefSeq names its product leucine rich melanocyte differentiation associated (gene lrmda). The transcript has 7 exons. Gene Ontology annotation, molecular function: protein binding. Gene Ontology annotation, biological process: melanocyte differentiation. Lineage: Eukaryota; Metazoa; Chordata; Actinopteri; Anguilliformes; Anguillidae. Bases 459 to 1157 code for a protein of 232 amino acids. The record is from RefSeq and is a predicted model, not a curated record.